Molecule: messenger RNA, 1757 nt
Organism: Cuscuta campestris
Lineage: Eukaryota; Viridiplantae; Streptophyta; Magnoliopsida; Solanales; Convolvulaceae
Source: the annotation of a GenBank genome assembly
UAAAUAAUAUUAAAAUAUCAUUAUUAUUAAUACAUCAAAAAUGACCCAGUUCAUAAAAACAAAAAUUUAAACAUUGCAACAUACUUCAAAUAAUUUGGAAAAUUUCCUUAAAUAGAAUAUUCGUUGCAUUUUCUCGACUACAUUACUACAGUGUUUUGGCGAUGUCUUCUCCUGAUAGUCAGGAUAUUUCCGCCUCAGAUGCCCGCGCAUCUGAGGAAUCUCUUUCUUCCUCUUCAUCGACCGGGUCACCCUCACCAGCUCUUGGUCCCCGAUCGAUUCCCAACCCCAAUGUUCCGGACCCGCGGCCAGUAAAUCAGAUGCCCGGUCAGAUCUUUCAAGAGGGGGGUGAACCGGUCGAAGACGAGCCGGCCCCCUAUGACCCUGAUAACGAAUCAUAUGAGGCAUGGGUGGACCGGUUGGAAACGACCGGUUAUUUUCCUCUUCCUACCAGUUACCCUUCAGACAUCUACCCCCAUGUUUCCAAGAUCGCCCAGAAUAAGGCCCGAAGGAACCUCCCGGAGGGGUAUGUCCUUGAAUACGACCCCAACUGGCCCAACAUCAUCGAGCCUCACCGGGAUGAUAGGGUAGGGUUCCAUAUCAUUUCCCUGGAGAGUGGCACUGUCUUCCCCCUUCGCCCCCUCCUGGUCGAGUUGUGCCACUGUUUCAAGAUCCUCCCCGGGCAAAUUACGCCCAAUGCCCACCGUUUCCUUAAUGCCUUUAUAAAUAUCUGCACCCAUCUCAAAAUUGACCCUUCCCUUCGUUUUUUCCUCUACUUGUUUGAAGUUCUUCCCGAUAAGUCGGGUUGCGACGACUAUGUCUAUUUCAAAGGCCGUAACGGUCGCCAAUUCAUUUCUGACCUUCCACAAAGCAACCGGCAGUGGAAGGAAAAAUUCGUUUUCAUAAAAUUUCCUACGGUUUCUCCUUUGGCCGGCAUACCAUGGAAUGACCACAUCCUGAAGCCGCAAUUUACCGAGCCGGCCACCGCCCCAGACUUGGAAGAGAGUUUAGAGAAGCUUCUCCGAGGGGACCCGUUCACCGGGCAAAUGUUUCAUUACGGGGCUUGGAUCUGGCGGAUCCAACCGGGUGGCCAGGGUACCCCUAUGGCUCAUGAAGCAGCGGGCACGGGGUACCCGCCCCGGGCAACACUGCAGAGGCCGGGGGCCCCAGCCACCCUGGUAUCUUUCCUUCCUCUUUCUUCUUGCUUUUGUUAUACCGGUCGAAGUUCAAACAUUUAUGUUUUUGCUUGUUUUGCAGACAUGAAUUUCAGGGCGUUCAACAUGCCGAAGACAACCGGUGGUUCUUCUUCCUCUGCCCCCAAAACUGUCCCGGUCCAGAAAGAGACAAUUGAAGUUCAUUCCGAGGAGGAAGCCCCUUUGACCGGGGGAUCUGCCCAGACUGGCAAGGCACCGGUGAAUCCCUCCCCCAACAAGGGAAAAGGGAAAAAGAGAGUGAAGCAUGCGGCCACCACCCAUCCAUCGGUCAAGAAGAGAAGGGGAGAAAACCCCCCGGCGGAAGAGUCGCUGGAAGAGCUCUGGGUCAAAUUGACCCUUAAAUUGAAAGAGGUAACACUUAUCCGGUAUGCUCUCUUGAAUUUGUCACUCGAUCAUUGUACUAACCGGUACACUUUCCAAUAUGUAGAUGGGCGAAGUUAGGCCCGACACCCUGGAGCAACUCACCGAAGAUUCCUCCUCCCGGCUGGCUCAGCUGGAAGAGAAGUUGAAGCGAUCUGAGGCCCAUAACCGGGAGCUUAAGGAACU